CUCACGGCGCCAUCCGGGCACUCGGCGCGGCGCCGCCGCUCGGCCCCAUCGUCCCAAUAUGGCGGAGGCUUCCUUUGGGAGUUCGAGCCCAGGUUCGUCCUCGCCCACCUUCUGCAUCGGCACCCGGCCUGUCGCCCGCACGGCGUUCUCUCCUUGCUGCUCCUUCCCAAAUUUAUCCCCUCGUAGUUUUCCUAAGGCUUCGUGUGCACGCUGUUAACCGCCUGCCAGGUUUUUAAGAGGAGAUGUGUGCUACGGAAUCCUUCACUUAAGUCCAGUUGCACUUAGAAAUUGGCUCCUCGGAACCAAAAAUGAAAUCAGAGUUGUGUAGCACUUUUGAGGCAGCACCUCAGUUAAGCCAGAUAGCUUGGAGAGAGACAGCUUCUCUUGUUGCUGAUAACUACAGGCUUGUUUAAAUUUUUUACUUCUUGGUAAUAACAGAAAAUGUUUAAAAUCAUAAGAACAAGUAAUUUUUAAGGCUGUAACUAAAUGCUGUUAAGGUUCUUUGGACUACAUUAUACAACGAAGUAUCAUUAACAUCAGCAGGGCUUUUCUCAAGUAUUUGGGGAACACACUUGCUGAUAUGUAAAUGCAUUCUGCAGUGUUUGUCAUCAUGUUUAACCAUUAUGAAAUUUGUUGAGUUUGUAUUUUUCAACAUAGUUUUGAAUGUUUUAAAUGGGAUGUUGAACUUUCAGAACUACAGGAGAAGUGGGACUUUUUAAUGUAAAGUCUAUAGAACGGAACGUCCCCUUGAGUUAAAUGGAAAGUGAGUUAAAAAAGCAAUUCCAAUCAAUAAUCUUAAUCACACCCUUGUAAGUGCAUGUUAGAUUAAGGCAGUUGAGACUUUCCUAAAACUUGAGCACGAUGUGAUGGCCAACAGCAGGAGGAUUAAACACAUAAUAUCAUUAUUGGAGCUAUAGUAGCAUCAGCUGGGCUGAAAGUUCUGUGAGACCGUAAUAUGAAUAGCAUGUGAAUAAAAAGCAUUUUUGACCUGAAUGUUUCUCUACAGUGUGAUAUUACAAAUGUUGACAGCUUUGUCUUAGACAAGCUGAACAAAGUUCAGUUACCUGCAUGUACAGAAUGAAUACUUAGCAUAAAUGAUGAAAAGUUGCAUUCUUUAAGGUUCAGAAGUGUUGGUAUAUACAGCUGUCUCAAGGCUGAAAGCAGUGCAAAGAGGAAUAUUGUAUUAUUUUUUGAAGGGGGUUGAAAAUUUGUAGUUAUUUUUUCAAAACUUUUGAAGAAGUUCCUUGGUAGAAAUAAUUCUUGGUAAACCUUUUCUUUGAUGCUUGAAAGCUAAGGAUUGCAAUAGACCACUAGUAUGUAAGGGGAAGCCAGAAGUGGAAGAGAAAUAUACUAAUCUGUCUUGUUCCUCCAACCUGCAAGCCAUAAAGAAGUGAACAUUAAAGAGCAAAGCAACCCUGUAAUUUGGUGAUUAUUGACUGCAGAACAUUGACUACUGAUGCAGAAUAUUUUUGUCUUGAAAAUUAGUUGACUCUAAUCAUAAUCUUUCAAAUGACAAAGUGCAUUUAAAAUAAUAGUACUUUUUUGAUUACUUCUGAGUAUUGUCUUCAGUAAUUAAAUAGUGUCUCUUGGACCACACACUGGGUAUCACACUGGGUUGUUAAUUAAUGUGAUCCAUUAGAAGCAUUUUGUUAUUUUUAGUGUAUUUUCCAUAGCAUUUCUUGAAAUUCUGCUGUAUUUUUCUAGAUCUAGUGCUACAAAUUAAUUUUAUUAGAAGAUUCAUUUGUGAGGCUAAAGCAAUUGGAAGCGAGUCUCACUUACUUUGCUGUUAGUAGGAUGUGAAUUCAUAACCUAAGUUAUCUGUUUGCCAGUGAAAAACUAUGCUUGUUACCAUAUAAAUCAGAUCAAUAAAAUCAGAGUCUGUAGAUGACAGUCUUGCAGCUUCUGAUAUCUUUUGAUGUGUGUGCUUUGUAGCUUAAUGAUGAUUUCAAGAGUGUUUUGAACAAUCUUUUAUUCAGUAGAAUACUAAUUUGGGAUUGUAUUUCCUAAAACUUAGUUUUUCUUGUUUAGGUACUUCUCUCUGCUAUUCUGUUUGUAGCAAGACAGAAAACUUCCUUAUUACUUAAAAAUAUGAAAAGGAAGGUCAUCUAAAGAAGCUGCUGAAUUUGUCAAGUAGUUGCAAAUUUGUUACUCCACUGAGAGUUCUGAUCCUGUUUUUGGCUCUUUAUCAUCUGAGGAUCAUGACUUUGACCCAUCUGCUGAAAUGCUUGUACAUGAUUAUGAUGAUGAGCGAACUCUUGAAGAAGAGGAAAUGAUGGAAGAAAGCAAAAAUUUCAGCUCUGAAAUUGAAGAUUUAGAAAAGGAAGGAAACAUGCCAUUGGAAGAUUUACUAGCAUUCUAUGGCUAUGAGCCCACGAUUCCAGUUAUGCCAGGUUCCAGUGCAAAUAGCUCUCCAAGUGAACUUGCAGAUGAACUUCCAGAUAUGACUCUAGAUAAAGAGGAAAUCGCUAAAGACCUCUUGUCGGGUGAUGAUGAAGAAACACAGUCUUCUGCUGAUGACUUGACACCAUCAGUUACUUCACAUGAGGCUACUGACUUCUUUCCUCGGCCACUAAGAUCAAACACCACCUGUGAUGGAGAUAAGGAAUCUGAUGGUGAAGAUGUAGAGGCAGACAAUGGUAAUUCAUCUGAAGAUUUGAGAAAGGAAAUAAUGGUUGGUUCACAGUACCAGGCUGAAAUUCCAGCUUACCUUGGCAGAUGUAGUGAUGAUGAAAAGGCUUAUGAAAAUGAAGACCAUUUACUUUGGAAACCUGAUGUGAUCUCAGAAAGUAAAGUUAAAGAAUACCUUUUUGAAACCUCCUUAAGAACAGGAAAUGAAAAAAUGAUUGGCAGAAUUCCUGAAGGACUGCAUACACGGGACAAUGAACAAGCACUGUAUGAACUUCUUAAAAGCAGCCAUAAUGUUAAAGAAGCAAUUGAGAGAUACUGCUCAAAUGGAAAGGCAUCUCAGGAAGAGAUGACAGCAUGGUCAGAAGAAGAAUGCAGAAGCUUUGAAAAUGCACUUCUUAUGUAUGGAAAAGACUUCCAUCUCAUACAGAAAAACAAGGUAAGAACCAGAACAGUUGCUGAGUGUGUGGCUUUCUACUACAUGUGGAAGAAGUCGGAACGUUAUGAUUACUUUGCUCAGCAAACACGAUUUGGAAAGAAGAAAUAUAACCAUCAUCCAGGAGUUACGGACUACAUGGAUCGUUUGGUAGAUGAAGCAGAAUCCCUUGGAGGAGCAGUACAUUCUUCAGCCUUAACAUCUAACAGUCGAACAGAAACCAUUCCUGACCAACAGCUAAGCAUUCUGAACUCUAUCACUGCCAAUGAGUUGACAGCACUGACAAACACUGUAGCUACAGUCUGCCACACUUCAGAUGUGAACUGCCUGGAUGAUGCUUUUUCUCCCAUGGACAGCUUACCCCGAGCACCAGUUAAUCAUGUGCCUGUUGGAACAGAAGAAUUGCUUAACUUGCCCAGCAAUGGUGAAAGUGAUUGUUUUAAUUUAUUUGAGACUGGCUUUUAUCAUUCAGAGCUAAACCAAAUGAACAUGUGCAGUGAGGAGGCAGAAAGACCUGCGAAGAGAUUGAAAAUGGGGAUUGCUGUCCCAGAAUCUUUCAUGAAUGAUGUCUCUGUAAAUAACCUUGGUGUGGACUUUGAGAACCACACACACCACAUUACCAGUGCCAAAAUGGCUGUUUCAGUGGCUGACUUCAGCAGUCUAUCUGCAAAUGAGACAAAUGGUUUUAUCAAUACCCACACUCUCCACCAACAUGCUGCCCUUCAUUCAGAAUGACUGUGGAAAACUAAACAAACAGUGGGUACUUUAUGCAGUAGUAGUAAACUUGAUGGGAGCUAUCAGGUUUGCUUAGUCUUUCACUGGAAGUUUGAACUUUAUGACAUCAGUGAUGUCUUUGUAUGUAUAGAACUAUAUCUUGAUUUAUCAAGAGUAAUUUCUUUUUUCAGUCCAUAAAUGUGGAAAUGUCAUAGGAUGUGUGGCAGAGUUUGGGACUAAGAGAACUCUGUGAUGCAGCUUUAAGCUCUGCUUCAGUUUUUUUUUCCUAAAGCCUGUAGACGGAAGCCACCGUUUCAAAACCAGCACAGAAGUUCUGAACGGAUUGGAGUGGCUUUUUUAGUAAGUUACUUUUGCCGUAAUGGAUGCAGUGGAAUAACAAUGUUUACAGGUACCGAUCCUGAUCCCUGCUCAAUGUAGCAUUUUUUUUCCCCCCCUUAUAAAGGCAGGGAUGGGUUUGUUUAUUUUAAACUGCACAAACAUACAAGGAUGUUUUUUAAAUGGAACCUUCUCUCAUGUGAUACUAAACUAGAGCACUUCAGUUUACAAAGCAGCAAAUUCAUGUUGGUGGAAGCUAGCACAAGGGACUUAAGAUGAGUAAAGUGAAGAUCUACACUUGAAUGCUGUUGCAAAAUUAAAGGUCAUGGCUACCUUACAAAGAAGUAAUCAUGCUGCCAUAGACGUGUGUGUACUUUAAACUUAUUGGCUCAAACAGAUGAGUUUUAGGCUAUAUUGUAUUUGGAAGGGGUUUGUCCACAACUUUGAAGAGUAAUGCAAUCGUGUACCUUAACUUUCCUAAGGCAGCUGAUGUAUAAAGCUACAGUCUGCACAGCUUAGGAUUUACCACUAAACAUGUUUGGAAGACAUCUUAAGUUGUUUGGAGCACUGCAGUUCAAGUGUUACAGUUUUGAGGGACUAUCUAGUUUAUAUAGUAAUAGUAGAACCUUGAAGUACAUGCUUGAAAGUUUUUAUUUAGCGUGGAUUGCAUUUAUUUGUUUUGGCAAGUCAUUGGCUUCAAAACAGCACUUCACUUCUGUGGUAAAUAGGAAAGGAUGAGUAUAAAUGCAUCCCAUAAAAGCAACUAUUUAACUUCAUUACAUUUUUUUAUUUUGAACCUUGAGUGCAAUUUAGCCGCCCAGGAUGUUUGUCUUGCAAAUGUUUGUUCCAAUUGCUGCAGGAACCAAGCAUAGUAUUGGCUUGUAAGAUGUUGUAGCAUACAAUUUGCAGGGUGUUCUAAUGAAAGCCUGAACAUCCCUUCAGGACCAUUACUCCUGUCCCUCCAUACUUUUUCUUUGCACUGUUUGUAUUACAAGUUUAAUUGCCACUAAUUUGUUUUCAUUAUUCAAGCAAUUAAGUUUGCAUUGUUGAUAUUUUCAAUAGUUGCUUCAAGGUUGUGGUGAGUAAUUAGAAGGUAGUGACUUUAAUAUUUGAAAGGGAAGAGGGUAUUUAUUACGCAUACUGUGAACUGCAUUGAUAUCCCAAGUUUCAGAUGCAGCAUGUGGAGUUUUCUUUACAGCAUUAUAAUGAAGAUUGCUUUGAAGUGUUUAUGCAAUAGCACAUUUAUCAUAUUAAAAACAAAUUAGUUUAGCACAGUGGACAAAAGUAGAUAUGAUUUUG
This is a messenger RNA of Melospiza georgiana, 5410 nucleotides long. RefSeq names its product MIER family member 3 (gene MIER3). The coding region runs from base 2222 to 3796 and encodes 524 amino acids. The record is from RefSeq and is a predicted model, not a curated record. Lineage: Eukaryota; Metazoa; Chordata; Aves; Passeriformes; Passerellidae. Gene Ontology annotation, molecular function: transcription corepressor activity; histone deacetylase binding. Gene Ontology annotation, biological process: negative regulation of transcription by RNA polymerase II. Gene Ontology annotation, cellular component: nucleoplasm. The transcript has 13 exons.